GCCCGUUCAAGAAGAGUGUGGCAGUGGCCACAGGACCAUACAGUUUUGAGGAGGUGCGUGUGAUUACGAGUGAGACCCCAUUUUGUGAAAUUUGCUCAGACAUGGCCACUUGGGAAUGCAUGGCCGAUGACUCACACACGCUGAGACGCUGCAGGAGAUUCACGACAGGGAGGUUAGGAGUGCAAUGGACCCCAUUCUGCAGUCCGACCCUGAGGAGGAGAGGCGGGCCUGGCGCGAAUUGAAGCUGCAAAUGGAUAAGCUGGUGCUGGAGGAAGUGAGGGGGACGACAGGUGCAACAGGAGCAAGGGAAACAGAUCUGCGACACAGAAGAAGGCCGCGGCAUGGUGGGGGAUACCUAACAAAUGUGCCAUGGGAGGGACGGGGAGACGACCCCAUGCAGACAGACGAGCCACGCUGGUUGUUCGGAGAGGAACGCAAACGGAAAGUGGAACGACCACCGACAGCGGGUAAAGAGCCCAAGGUGGCUGGGAUGCAGCAAGCAGAAAGGGGCCAACAAGUUGAGGAGGGUGGAAUGCAAGCCGGGGCGGACGAGCUGGAUACAGCCACCGACCAAGCAAUGAAGGAAAGAGAGGGGGAUAACAACGACGAACAAGAUGGCUGUCAAGGGAGUCGAAAGGAUGGAACCAGCAGAGAGGGGAGAAUGGACGGGGAGGAGGAAGGAGGAACGACACGAGAGCUGGAGACGACUGUGGACCUAGGCAGUAGCUUGGGCAAGGAAGGACAGGAGGGGGGCGAGGACGGAGAGGGGGAUCGACAGGACGGGUCGUUGGUGGGAAAGGGGGAAGUGCAUGGGAACGAAGGGGGGAAAGGAAUCGAGCAGACAACCAGCCAAGAGGAGUGGGAGACAUGGGCCACAUCGGGCUCGUCUGAAUCAAGGGAUUCUGAGAGUUCGGUGCAACAGGGCACCGAGAACCAGGGAGAAGAGGAAGUGGGAGGGGAGGACUCAGGCACGGGAGACUCUUCACAGGAGGGGAAAGAAGUUCAAAGAACCUGAGCCUGAAGGUAGAUCUUCGGAGCGUGAGCCAACCCGAGCGGACACAGCCAGCACAGGCAGUGCAGUGAAUGUGCAAUGCGAGAC
This is a messenger RNA of Chara braunii, 1099 nucleotides long. NCBI's taxonomy places the organism in Eukaryota, Viridiplantae, Streptophyta, Charophyceae, Charales, Characeae. The record is from the annotation of a GenBank genome assembly.